Molecule: messenger RNA, 1182 nt
Organism: Hydra vulgaris (swiftwater hydra)
Lineage: Eukaryota; Metazoa; Cnidaria; Hydrozoa; Anthoathecata; Hydridae
Product: histone-lysine N-methyltransferase SETD7
Biological process (GO): heterochromatin organization; regulation of DNA-templated transcription; peptidyl-lysine monomethylation
Cellular component (GO): chromosome; nucleus
Molecular function (GO): protein binding; histone H3K4 monomethyltransferase activity; chromatin binding
Source: RefSeq, a predicted model, not a curated record
UGUUCAUUAUAGGUGGUAUAGAAUUUAACUUAAAAAUAUUAAAUGGUUGCAAACCAUUCAAUUCAAAAUACAGAUGAGGAUGAUGUAGAAUUUUAUGAAGGAGAGCAUAAUAAAAAUGGUCAACGACAUGGUAGAGGGACACUAUUUUUAAAUUCAAAAAGAACUGUAAAAUUUCAUGGGAAAUUUCAGCAUGAUCUAAAAGAAGGAAGAGGUUGCUUUUACUUUGCUGAUGGAAGCUCUUUAUCAGGAAUGUUUAAAGAUGAUUGUUUAAAUGGAGUUGGUGUGUACACUUAUGAUGAUGGAUCUACCAUGGUUGGUACUUAUUCAGAUGGGAUGUUGCAUGGAAGUUGUGAAGAAUUUAAUGCAUCUGGUCAGUUAACAUUCAAAGGAAAUUAUCUUAACAAUAUGCGUAUAGGAGUUUGUCAGUUUUUUUUAGAGUUUGGAGGAACAUUAUUUGGAAGAGUUAACAAGUUUGGAAAAUUAAGUGGCAAUAACAUUGUGUAUGCUUAUCCAGACAAUAAAACAUUUUUAAAGGGUCAGUUUGAGGAUGGAGAAUUAGUUUGUGCUUAUCCUGCAGUUUAUAGUGGUGUAGGAGAUGAAUUUAAUCCAUUUUCAUACAAGACAAUUAAAGGUAAAAAAAUUACAAAGGAUGUAUCUACUAGUUUUGUUAUAUCAAAAAGUCCUCUGGAUGAAGACAUUUUCGAAAGCUCAAGAGUUGAAGUGAAACAAUCUUCUAAUAAAAAUGCUGGAGAGGGCCUAUUUUCAUGUGUUCAUGCCCAACCUGGAGAAGUUAUGUCUUUUUACGAUGGCGUGAGGCUUACUCACAAGGAGGUAGAUGAACGAGAUUGGCUAUACAAUGACAAUACAAUUUCUUUGGAUCAAGAGGUUGUUAUUGAUGUACCAAAACCUUGGAAUGAUUUGAAAUUUUAUAAAGCAUCCCUUGGACAUAAAGCUAACCACUCUUUUAAACCUAAUUGUAUGUAUGACAGAUUCAAUCAUCCAAGAUUCGGAAAGAUUAAGUGUAUUCGUACAAUAUCUUUUGUUCAACCAGGAGAUGAAUUGUUUGUGGAGUAUGGUUACGACCACCUAAAACUUGAUACCGAUGCACCUCUUUGGUAUCAAAAGGCUUUAGUUGAGCAUUUGAAUAAUAAAGAUGAGAAAGUUUAAUUUAAACGUUUUAAA